Messenger RNA from Gracilinanus agilis (Agile Gracile Mouse Opossum), 2552 nucleotides. It is a transcript of the gene HOXA7, whose product is annotated as homeobox A7. NCBI's taxonomy places the organism in Eukaryota, Metazoa, Chordata, Mammalia, Didelphimorphia, Didelphidae. The transcript has 2 exons. Bases 110 to 790 code for a protein of 226 amino acids. Gene Ontology annotation, molecular function: RNA polymerase II cis-regulatory region sequence-specific DNA binding; DNA-binding transcription factor activity, RNA polymerase II-specific. Gene Ontology annotation, biological process: anterior/posterior pattern specification; regulation of transcription by RNA polymerase II. Gene Ontology annotation, cellular component: nucleus. The record is from RefSeq and is a predicted model, not a curated record.
AAGAAAAUGGGGUUUGGUGUAAAUCUGGGGGUGUAAUGUUACCAUAUAUCACGCUACCUCGUAAAACCGACACGGGAGCCUGCCGGACAACAAAUCACGGGUCAAAAUUAUGAGUUCUUCGUAUUAUGUGAAUGCGCUUUUUAGCAAAUAUACGGCGGGGGCUUCUCUGUUCCAAAAUGCAGAGCCGACUUCUUGCUCCUUUGCCACCAACUCUCAGAGAAGCGGCUACGGACCCGGCGCGGGCGCCUUCGCCUCCUCAGUGCCCGGCGUGUACAAUGUGAACAGUGCCAUUUAUCCAGGCCCCUUCUCGUCCGGAUACGGCCUGGGCUCAGACGCCUACAACCUGCACUGCUCGUCCUUUGAUCAGAAUAUCCCCGUCCUCUGCAAUGACCUAACCAAAGGCAGCUGUGAGAAAGCCGAGGCGAGCGCCCUGCACAGCCAGGCAGAGACCAAUUUCCGGAUAUACCCUUGGAUGAGGUCUUCAGGUCCGGAUCGCAAAAGAGGCCGGCAGACCUAUACCCGUUACCAGACCCUGGAACUAGAGAAGGAGUUUCAUUUCAACCGCUAUCUGACACGGCGGCGGCGCAUCGAGAUCGCCCACGCCUUGUGUCUCACCGAAAGGCAGAUCAAAAUCUGGUUCCAGAACCGGAGGAUGAAGUGGAAGAAGGAGCACAAGGACGAGGGAGCUGCAGCUCCAGCCGCCACCGAGAACGCCUCGACCACCCCUUCGGCCGGGAAAGUGGAGGAAGAAGAAGAGGAGGAGGAGGAGGAAGAGGAGGAGGAAGAAUGAGGCUAGAGCUGAAGGAAGGAAGCCCUAGCCGCCCAGCCGAGCUGUGGAGUCUGAUGGAUGCACGUGACAGUCGGAAAAGCGUCUUUAAGAGACUUACCCGUUUUAUUUUAAAAAAAGAAAAAGAAAAAAAAAACAACCCUCCCCCACCCCAAAUCCAGCUCCUCUCCCCUGCCCUGCCACCCUCCUAGCUCAGCUCCCACGACUGGCCACGCAGAGGUGUCUAGUCUGUGUCUUCUUCUCCCCUUCCCCUCCCCCCUCUUUCUCCUCCCCGGGUCCCUUGGAGUCUCUUAGCUGAGCUCCUCUACCCUGAGCCGGCAUAGGCCAGGGCCCCCCUGCCCAGUCAGUGCCCUCGGCCCCGUGGCUGCUAUCCCUACCCCUGGCCGAGGGAGCCCGACGGGUACACAGCGCUGGCGCUCAGAGAUACUACCUAACAGAGCCCUUGGGCUCGGUCACCCCCUGAUGAAGAGGGCAAGGGCGUUCAGGCGCCCACCAAACUACCUAAUAUGCCAACCCCGAGCUCUGGGGCUUCCGUUUCACAAUUCAGAAUCGUCUCUUUCAUUUUCCUUCCUGAAAGGGCAAUAAGAGCAAAAGUGGGGAAGGGAGAGACAUUCUGACCCACACAAACACACAACACGCCAUUACACACAUACACAUACACCUAGACAACCACUACACUCCAGCAAUGAUCUGUACUACCUAUCUGAUUUCCAAACUACCUAUUUUUUUGCUUCACCUACCUAGCUCCUCCAUUGAGACUGUACUUUAGAAAUCCAAGAAGGCUUAGAUGCUAAAGAUGACUGAUUUAAAAAAAGAAAGAAAGAAAGAAAGAAAGAAAGAAAGAAAGAAAGAAAGAAAGAAAGAAAGAAAGAAAGAAAGAAAGAAAGAAAGAGAAAGAGAAAAGGGAAAAAAGAAAAGCAUAAUAUUUUCACAAAAGGCUUUUAGUCCACUUGACUGUGGAGGAGCGCUUCUUUUCGUAGCUUGGGCAGAGAACUGGGGACCAGGGCUCGCUGGCUUCUAUUUAAAUUGAAAAGAAUAAUAAUAUAUUUAUUCCAAAGCGACUCUAAGUGAAAUCAUAUGCUGCAAACUCGCUUUCCUCUCCUUGCCUGAACAUUCCGAGUUCAGAAGAAAUGCCUCCGCUUCUGGGGAGGGGGUGAGGAGGGCACCCUCUUUCCCUUGGCUGGCACCCCUUUAGGCUUCUGCUUGGCCAACCUUCCGAGGGCUGCAACAUCCUCUGAACCAAGUUUCUGGCGAAAGUGACCAUUCCCCCCGCCCCCACACUUAAAUACACCUUAUCCUUCCCCUGCUCACCUCUCCACACCGCCCCGAAUCCUGCCUCCUACCCAGUGUUUAAUAUUGCUACCCUGACUUUUCCUACACUAACAAAGCCUGUAUAUUUGAUCGAGUUUGGGGGGGUCAUUUAUAUUGUCUUGAAGCUUCUUUGUAAGACCUUGUCCUGACUCGGGAAGGCUGUCAUUCAUCGGGAUACCUUUGUAGUGUGGUGUUUUGUUGCUAACUCCUGUAGCGAGGCAGGCUGGCGGGGCGGCUAUAACGCCCUGUUGAAGCUGCCCGGUCUUGGUCCCUGCCCCACCCCUGCCCCUGUCUCUGGUGUUCUCUCGUGUUCCCGUCGACAUUGGCGCUGCCGUCUAUGUAGGUCUUGAGAGUCCCAACUGUGUGUGUGAACUCCAAGGAGGUGACUGUUCCGGUCUUGCCCCCUCCAAAUGUGGUUUAUGUUACAUAGAAAAAUAAAUGCAUAUAUGCUUGG